Messenger RNA from Chironomus riparius, 1892 nucleotides. The record is from the annotation of a GenBank genome assembly. Lineage: Eukaryota; Metazoa; Arthropoda; Insecta; Diptera; Chironomidae.
UAAAAAUUGAAACGUCAAUACUCUCAGUUUAUAUUCAACCACUUGUGGAACAGCAUUAAGUAUAUCAAAAUGCUUGUCUAUGGAAUUUUGCUUCAAUUAGUGAUUUCAAUUGUGUCUGCAAACACAGCUUCAUCCAAGCCUUGUGUACUGAAAUCAUUUAAUACAGGACUUGUUUGUGUCUGUAAUUCAACAUAUUGUGAUACAUUGAUCUUUAAAUUACCGGUAAAAGUUGGAGAUGUGCUGAUAAUAUCAAGUUCUAAGAGUGGCUUGAGAUUUCAUGAAUCACAAGCUAGGUUUAAUGAGAGCAUGAAGAGAAUCCCUCAUGGACCAUUUCAUUAUGGAGAUGGUAAUUCGGACACAAGUUCAAGAUACAUGAAUAAAAUCAUUAAAGUAGUGAAAAAGUUUGAAGGAAUUGAGGAACCACUCGAUUCUUAUGUCAACAUAAUGGUUAACAAAUCAAACAAAUUCCAGAGCGUUAUUGGAUUUGGAGGAGCAUUUACAGGUUCCGUUUCAUAUAAUCUAAAACAAUUGAGUAAAGAACUUCAGGAUCACAUCUAUCAAGGAUAUUAUUCCAAAGAAGUUGGACUUGCUUACAACAUGAUGAGAAUUCCAAUUGGUGGAUGUGACUUUGACUUAUCGCCAUGGGCUUACAAUGAGGAACCAGUUCAUGACAUUUUUUUGAGUAAUUUUACAAAGCUUGAUGAUCGUGACAUCGAAAAAAUUCACCAAAUUAACGAAUUAAAGAAAAUAACAAAAAAUCAGGAAAUUAAAAUUUUUGGUGCUGCUUGGUCGCCUCCAAAGUGGAUGAAGUCAAAUAACGAUUAUACAGGAUUUUCAGUUUUAAGAGAUGAAUAUUAUCAAACAUGGGCUGAUUAUCAUGUUAAAUAUUUGGAAUUAAUGGCCAAGAAUGGACUUCCGUUUUGGGCAAUUUCGACAGGCAAUGAGCCAUUAAAUGGAAUAAUUUUUCCAUAUUUUGUUCAUUUCAUGAGUUUAGGAUGGGAUCCAAUUCUUCAAGGCAAAUGGGUAGCUGACAAUUUAGGACCAGCAAUGAAAAUGUCACCAGUAGCUAAGAAUGUAAAGCUUUUAGGAUGUGAUGAUCAAAGAUACACUCUUCCUGGUUGGUUUGAACAAAUGUAUAAAGGAAGUCCAAAUUCAACAGAAUUUCUUGAUGGAGUUGCUGUUCAUUGGUAUGCUGAUAAGGUCACAUCAGCUGACUAUUUAGAUCAAACUGCAGAACAGUUUCCAAAUAAAUUUAUUAUUGCAAGUGAAGCUAGUUCUGGUGACCGUCCAUGGGAUCUACACAAACCUGAGCUAGGAUCUUGGAAUAGAUUUGAAGACUACUUUUUGGAUAUUAUUGAAGAUUUUAAUCAUUAUGUAAGUGCUUGGGUUGAUUGGAACUUAGUACUCGAUGAAAGUGGAGGUCCCAACUAUGCAAAUAAUUACGUUGAUGCCGCGAUCGUUCAAACUGGAAGUGAAUUGUAUAAACAGCCAAUAUUCUAUGGCUUAGGACAUUUCUCAAGAUUUGUUCCUGAAGGAUCAGUCAGAAUCAAAUCCAAAUCAUCAAACAAAUAUGUCAAGUCAGUUUCAUUCUUAAGACCUGAUGGAUAUACUGUCGUCAUUUUAUAUAACAUGGCUGAACAUUAUCUUCAUGUCAACAUUUUCGACCACGAUCAUGGUGCAUUGCGAUUGGAUCUUCCAGCCAAAUCUGCCCAUACUGUAGUUUAUAAGUAGAUGUGAAGUAAUGUCUUAAAAUUUUUGUAAAGUCAGUUCUAUAAAUUAAUAAAAUUUUCGUGUCAACUAGUAGCCUAGUAAGUAUUGCAGUAUAUAGCUACUGAUUAGUAUAACGGUAGAAUUUGGCAAAAAGAGUCAAACAAUCAACUAGCAAAAAAGUA